This is a messenger RNA of Anoplophora glabripennis (Asian longhorned beetle), 5860 nucleotides long. RefSeq names its product voltage-dependent calcium channel type A subunit alpha-1 (gene cac). Gene Ontology annotation, molecular function: calcium ion binding; high voltage-gated calcium channel activity. The coding region runs from base 1 to 5835 and encodes 1944 amino acids. Gene Ontology annotation, cellular component: membrane; voltage-gated calcium channel complex. The record is from RefSeq and is a predicted model, not a curated record. Gene Ontology annotation, biological process: chemical synaptic transmission; calcium ion import across plasma membrane. NCBI's taxonomy places the organism in Eukaryota, Metazoa, Arthropoda, Insecta, Coleoptera, Cerambycidae. The transcript is spliced from 36 exons.
AUGGGGGGUGCGAGCGCGGCCGGACAAGGACAGGGGCCCUCCUCGCUGUUCCUCUUCUCCGAGGAAAACCCCAUCCGCAGAUAUACGCGCUUCAUCAUCGAGUGGCCUCCGUUUGAAUAUGCCGUGCUUUCGACAAUCAUAGCAAACUGCAUUGUACUGGCAUUGGAGGAGCACCUGCCCAAUUCCGACAAAACAAUGUUAGCACAAAAAUUAGAGAAGACAGAAGUUUAUUUUCUAGGAAUAUUUUGCGUUGAAGCCUCACUAAAAAUUUUAGCCUUAGGUUUCGUUUUACACAGAGGAUCUUAUUUGAGGAACAUUUGGAACAUUAUGGAUUUUUUUGUCGUACUAACUGGGUUUCUCACGUUGUUCCCUCAAGAUUUCAUUGCGGUGGACCUGCGAACCUUGCGGGCUAUUCGAGUGCUAAGACCGCUGAAGCUAGUCUCUGGCAUCCCUAGUCUUCAAGUGGUUUUAAAGUCUAUCAUUAAGGCUAUGGCACCUUUGCUGCAAAUUGGGUUGUUGGUGUUGUUUGCUAUUGUCAUAUUUGCUAUAAUCGGCCUGGAAUUUUAUUCUGGAGCAUUGCACCGUACGUGCUAUAGCCUUUACAACAUAGAUGAAAUUGUAAAAGAAGGAGACGAAGAAGUACCAUGCAAUACGGACAAUGAAACACAAGCCGAGAGUCAAGGUAGCAACUGGUGCAGAGACGGAAAUUCUGUUUGUCUGGAAAGGUGGCAAGGUCCCAACAAUGGCAUAACAUCUUUCGACAACAUUGGGUUUGCCAUGUUAACCGUAUUCCAGUGUAUUACCAUGGAAGGUUGGACCUCCAUUUUAUAUUGGAUGAACGAUGCCUUGGGCAGCAUCUUCAACUGGAUGUACUUUGUCCCACUGAUAGUCUUGGGUUCAUUUUUUAUGUUGAAUUUAGUUCUUGGUGUUCUUAGCGGUGAAUUUGCCAAAGAAAGAGAAAAAGUAGAAAACAGGCAGGAAUUUCUAAAAUUGAGAAGAGCAGCACAGCUAGAAAGGGAGCUAAACGGAUACGUCCAGUGGAUUUGUAAAGCUGAGGAAGUAAUUUUAGCCGAAGAAAGAACGACGGAGGAGGAAAAAAUGCACAUAAUGGAAGCGAGACGGCGCGCGGCGAAAAAGAAAAAGUUGAAAAAGAUGGGAAAGAGUAAGAGUACAGACACGGAAGAGGAGCAGGAGGAAGAAGAUGUGGGAGAUGAUGUAUUUCUUACAGAGUCUAAGAAAAAGCUAAAAGGUUUCGGGAGGACGUCAUAUUUAAAAUCAAGGGUCAAAGGGCAGGGAGGAUGCGCCCGGUUCUGGAGGGCCGAAAAGAGGUUCAGAUUUGGUGUGAGGCACAUGAUUAAGACACAGUGGUUUUAUUGGUCUGUUAUAAUGCUUGUCUUUUUAAAUACGAUUUGCGUUGCCGUCGAGUUCCAUGGGCAACCCAAGUGGUUGACCAAUUUUUUAUAUUGUGCCGAAUUCGUAUUCUUAGGUCUGUUCAUGUCAGAGAUGUUCAUAAAGAUGUACGCCCUGGGGCCAAGGAUAUACUUUGAGUCUGCCUUCAACCGCUUCGAUUGCGUCGUGAUAUCGGGGUCUAUAUUCGAGGUGAUCUGGUCCGCGGUGAAAGGAGGGUCCUUUGGACUGUCCGUACUUAGGGCCCUCAGGCUGUUGAGGAUAUUCAAAGUGACGAAAUACUGGUCGUCCCUCCGCAACCUCGUCAUUUCGCUGCUCAACUCGAUGCGAUCCAUCAUCUCCCUGUUGUUCCUUCUGUUCUUGUUCAUUCUCAUUUUCGCGUUGCUCGGGAUGCAGCUCUUCGGGGGACAGUUCAACUUCGAGGGCGGAACUCCCAACGCCAACUUCAACACCUUCCCCAUCGCGUUGUUGACGGUGUUUCAAAUUCUGACCGGUGAGGAUUGGAACGAGGUGAUGUACAACGGCAUCAAUGCGCUGGGCGGCCCGCACGAGAACGGCAUGAUUUACUCCUUAUAUUUCAUAAUACUCAUGCUUUUCGGCAACUACACAUUGCUCAACGUAUUCUUGGCCAUUGCGGUCGAUAACUUGGCUAACGCUCAGGAGUUGACGGCCGCCGAAGAAGAACAAGCCGAGGAAAACAAAGAGAAGCAAGCCUUGGAGUUGGAGAAGGAAAUGGAGGCCUUGCAGUUGGAAGGUUCUAAUCCCAGGGUGGAGGUGUGCCCUCCGAGUCCUGUCAGGGGGCGGAAAAAGAAGGAGGAGAAACCCGAGGAGGAGGAAGAGAUUAUUGGCCCGAAACCGAUGUUGCCGUACUCCAGCAUGUUCAUUCUUUCUUCAACUAAUCCUGUACGAAGGUGUGCACAUUGGAUCGUAAACCUGCGAUAUUUCGAUUUUUUUAUUAUGAUCGUCAUCUGUCUGAGUUCCAUGGCCCUAGCAGCGGAGGACCCGGUGGAUGAGAAUGCGUUCCGCAACACUAUCCUAGACAAGCUGGAUUACGCCUUCACGGGGGUAUUCGCGGUCGAGAUGUUUCUCAAGAUAAUCGACCUGGGGGUGAUCCUGCAUCCCGGGUCGUACCUCAGAGAAUUGUGGAAUAUCAUGGACGCCGUGGUGGUGAUCUGCGCCCUCGUAUCCAUGGGUUUCGAUUUUGCGAAACGUCCAGCGGCCACGAACUUGUCGACGAUAAAAUCGUUGAGAGUGUUGCGAGUGUUGAGACCUUUAAAAACAAUUAAAAGAGUGCCCAAACUGAAGGCGGUGUUCGACUGUCUCGUGAACUCAUUAAAAAAUGUGAUAAACAUUCUUAUAGUGUACAUAUUAUUCCAAUUUAUAUUCGCUGUGAUUGCCGUUCAACUAUUUAACGGAAAAUUUUUUUAUUGUACUGAUGGUAGCAAAUUUACAGAAGCAACCUGCCAGGGUCAUUUUUUUGUAUAUGAGGAAGACAGCGAUGUGCCUGAGGUGGAAAAGCGCGAAUGGUUGUCACAAAAAUUCCAUUACGACGACGUGGCGAUGGCCAUGCUGACACUCUUUGCCGUUCAGACGGGAGAAGGAUGGCCUCAGGUUCUGCAAAACUCGAUGGCUGCCACUUAUGAGGAUCAAGGCCCUAUACAGAACUUUCGAAUAGAAAUGUCCAUUUUCUAUAUCGUAUAUUUUGUAGUGUUCCCGUUUUUCUUUGUAAAUAUAUUCGUAGCCUUGAUCAUUAUCACGUUUCAAGAGCAGGGAGAGGCCGAGCUUCAGAGUGGUGAGAUCGAUAAAAAUCAAAAAUCGUGUAUAGACUUUACUAUCCAAGCUCGUCCAUUAGAAAGGUACAUGCCAAAUAAAAGAAACAGCUUUAAAUAUAAGAUAUGGAGGGUAGUCGUGUCGACGCCAUUUGAAUAUUUCAUCAUGAUGUUAAUUGUUUUUAAUACCUUAUUGCUGAUGAUGAAGUACCAUGAGUCGCCACCCUUGUUGUCAGACAUCCUCGCAGCUAUGAACAUACUUUUUACAUUUCUGUUCCUAUGUGAGACUGUUUUGAAGUUAAUCGCAUUUGGUAUAAAGAAUUUCUUCAAAGACCCUUGGAACGUGUUCGACUUUAUAACAGUGAUAGGAAGUAUUGUAGAUGCCUUGGUGGUGGAAUUUGGAGAAAGGGCAGCCCAAUUAAAUAAAGAAAGGGAAAAUUUCAUAAACGUUGGAUGUUUGAGGUUAUUUCGUGCUGCACGGUUGAUAAAAUUACUUCGCCAAGGGUAUACAAUAAGAAUAUUGCUUUGGACUUUUGUCCAAAGUUUUAAAGCUCUUCCAUACGUAUGUUUACUCAUUGCUAUGCUGUUCUUUAUAUAUGCCAUUAUCGGAAUGCAGGUUUUUGGGAAUAUUGCCGAACAGCCUACCGAGUCUAUAAACAGACACAAUAACUUUCGAAAUUUCGUACAGGGAUUAAUGCUUUUAUUUAGAUGUGCGACUGGUGAAAAUUGGCCCAGCAUAAUGUUAUCCUGCAUCAAGGGGAGACCUUGCGACCCGAAAACGGGAAAAGGAGAGAACCAGUGUGGGUCGAAUCUAGCGUACGCGUACUUCGUAUCUUUUAUAUUUUUGUGUUCAUUUUUGAUGUUGAACCUGUUCGUUGCGGUCAUCAUGGACAAUUUCGAUUAUUUAACCAGGGAUUCUUCUAUAUUGGGGGCCCAUCACUUGGACGAAUUUGUGCGAAUCUGGGCGGAAUACGAUCCGAACGCGACGGGAAAGAUACAUUAUACGGAGAUGUACGACAUGUUGAAGAAUAUGGAUCCCCCGCUCGGGUUCGGAAACAAGUGUCCGAACAGGCUGGCUUAUAAGAAGCUGAUCAGGAUGAACAUGCCUGUGGACGACGAGGGGAAGGUUAAUUUUACGUCCACCUUGUUCGCUCUCAUUAGGGAGAAUCUCAACAUUAAAAUGAGAUCAGCCGAUGAAAUGGACCAAGCCGACGAUGAGUUGAAAGAGACAAUCAAGAACAUUUGGCCGCUUCAGGCCAAGAACAUGGUGGACUUACUAGUUCCCCCAAACGAUCAGCUGAACAUGGGAAAAGUGACGGUCGGGAAAAUAUACGCCGGCCUGCUGAUCCUGGAGAGCUGGCGUAGCACCAGAUUCGGCCAAGUGGAGCCCACCGGGUUGCCGGGAUUUGGAAACAGUCCUACAGCAAAUACCGCGAAAGCGUCCUUUUUUGACUGCCUUAUGGAUAUGGCCGGCCAUCUCGGCGGGAGUAGAGCCGGCUCCCUGAGCUUAGAAGGGGCCCCUCUAAUGGGGGGACAGGAGCACAGCGAUACUCACCUGAAUUUGCCCGAAGAUAGCUCGCUCGUUACUCUGGCGCGGAGGAACACCAAAAGAAAUCGAUCGAUAAGGAGCAAAAAGGCGAUGGAGUUACAAGAUGUCAUGGGCUCCCGCAGGCCGUCUUGCGAAAGUAUAGGCGAUCAGCAGCAUUUACACCCAUCAGGUUAUGUAAACUCUCAUCGACAGAGCCCUAGUCUUCGACGUAACUCCCCUUCUCUUCAGAGAAGCCCAUCUCCGCGUAGGAGGUACCCCCAUCACCUCCACCACGAUAUAGGAUUCUCAGACACCGUAUCGAACGUAGUGGAAAUUGUAAAGCACGAACAUCAGAGAGCCUCUCAAAGAACUAGAUUUCCUAGAGGUAAGCUAAUGUGCUCCUGGUCAGCCUCGACGAGUCCAGCGAGAUCGCCCUCGCCCACAGGAGGCCGACACAACUCCAGGUAUGGCCCCCUGAGAUCGUCCAGGAGAGGCGAUUACGGAACUACCAGUUUGUGUCAGCGGUCAAGGUCUCCCAGUCCUACUAACCCCAAUACUACUCACCCCAAUACUACUCACCCCAAUACUGCUCACCCCAACACGCAUCCGCCGGCGCACCCUGCGGUACCACACCAGCAGGGUCCUCCGCUAAUAGCAAGUGCUGUGGUAGGUAUCCCGAUGGGGCAGUCUGCGGCACACCAGGGUAGCAUGCAGCACAGUCACCCAAUGUUGGGGGGUAGAAGGGGACAGGGGAGAAGGUUACCACCCACACCCUGCAAGCCCUCGACGCUUCAACUUAGACCCGGUACAAUCAACUUUCCGAAACUCAACGCGUCUCCAACCCACCAACAACUGCAAUCACAGUCUGCACACGCAACGCCCCACACCUACCCGCAUAGUUUCCCAAGGGAUCGAGAACCCCUGAGAGAGAUCGUGCCCGCCACUCCCGCCAAUGUUACGACGAAUAUCAGCGUCAACCCGGGAGUAAGGGAUCAGGCCCCACUGAGCUUCGAACAGGCCGUCGCGCUCGGAAGGGGCGGCAGAAUGUUACCCAGUCCUGUACCAAACGGAUACAAACCGAAACCAACACGUUCUAGGCACUCCGAUUCCGAUGACGAUGACUGGUGCUAGCAUAUGCUGAACACUCUUUAAGAGU